Molecule: messenger RNA, 2082 nt
Organism: Triticum aestivum (bread wheat)
Lineage: Eukaryota; Viridiplantae; Streptophyta; Magnoliopsida; Poales; Poaceae
Exons: 4
Coding region: 554-1126 (190 amino acids)
Source: RefSeq, a predicted model, not a curated record
AUGCAAUCCUCCCACGGAUCGAGCAUCCAAACCGUUAGCUCCUCCUGAUCCAAUUGCUAGCACACCCCUGCCCCUCUCUCUCGUCUUCUUCCACCUACCCAGCCGUCGACUUCUCUCCAGAUCUUUCCCCUACUGUGACGGCCGCCACAUCUCCAGAUCCUUCCCCAACCACCCUCUGAGCCGCUCACCCCUAGCUGCUACUUUCUUUCCCCAAUCACUCCACCACGUCGUCUGAAGCUGGAGGAAGCACAGACCGAUGCAGCAACAGCUCAGCGAUGAUCCAGACCUCCCCCUAUCCAUCCGGUGGUGCCGCGUUGAGCCACCGAGCGGGCCGCAUCAAGGCGUGUAGUGGAGUCGCGCCGCGAUGGCUGAGGGGCUGCACCCAAUUGCCGUCAGGCCCAAGCCGCCAGGGGAUGCGUUGUGCCCCUUCUUCACCGAGGGGCCCGUGUUCGUCGCAUACGCCGUCCUCGCCGUUGUCUUCUCCAUCGACCUCGACAGGCUGUGAGCUGCUUGCCCCACCAGUGGUAUAGCCAAGCCUAGCAAGAAAUUGAAGAUGAACAAGCCGGCUGAAGACCCCAAGACCACUGAGCCGGAGAAGCAGACAAUAUCAGAAGCUUCCCAUCAAACCAUUGAACCUGCUGCUAAUUACCCGCCACCAAAGACUCUCAACGUCAAAGUGGAUCCAAUGGGUGUUGACCCCUCAAGUGCUAAACCGCCAAGUCCCACCAAGCCUGUUGAAGAAGAGGCCGAAGAAGUUGUGGUCAUUGGGACUGGCUAUGCGGAGCCAAUGAACCCCACUGUCUUAGCAAAGCACAGUGCCAAGGAGGAAUUUUUAGCUACUGAUAAAGGCAAAUGGAAAUUGGACUUGGAAAGCUAUGCCAGCUUCAACGCCAGUGAAAUUCAUGUAGGCUACUUAAGCCGUCUUCAUACCAGCCGCGAUAUGGAAGCCGGCCUGGUCAAUCUGAUGAAGGAACGCUUUGAGGCUGAAUUAAGCAUGAAGGAGUCUCAUGUGGUCGAUCUGCGGAAGAACAUCAAAUUGCAACAAUCAGAAACCUCAAAGGCCAAAUCCAAACUGAAAGCCGCCUUGGAAGUGUCUGAAAAAUUGAAGACGUAUUUCAACACGUAGAGAUCCGACUGGGAGACCGAGAAAACAGCUCUACUGAAAAGAGCUGAGGACGCUGAAGCUGCUCUUAAGCCGGUGACUGAAGAGUUAUCCGGUUUAAAGUGACAUGUAAAUCAGAUGACAUCCGCUAUCUUUGGCCCCAGAAGCUCCAACCUUGGACAAGACAUGUUGGUGAAGCUGAAGGCGACUUACACCUUGGUGGAACAGCUAUAUACCGGCACUCAGCAAACCAUAACAGCCAUCUCACACAAAAAGCAGCCACCAUCACUCAUCAGAGAAGUCUUGGACAAAUUAUCUGUGAUGCUGAAAAGAAUAGAAGAGAUUAAACGAUCAUCCGCCCGAGCUGGUGCCAUCACAGCUUUGAGCCGGGACAAAGCAUGGCAAGCAGAAUUAGACCCGGCGGAAAUGGCCACCGGUUGCCCAAACUUUAAGGAGGAUGGAUCGCCUUUUGAAGAAGAAGAUUUCACCAAGUGCGUGAAAGAAAUGCGACCUUUGACGAGCAAAUUGGCAGAAGAGACUGAUUUGUCCAAUAUCAGGCAGCUUAUACAAUGGAAAAUUCAAGAGUGAACACGCCGGCUUAUGAAGUUGUGGAUCUCAUCCCUCCAACACGUAAGCACACUUUUGCUCCUGAUGUUGAUCCAUCCACCCUUAUGGACGAUGAAGCUGUGUUCAAAGCUCUAACUGGCAUAGACUGGACAUCAUCUGACUUCCAGAUGAUGGAGGAAGAAGAAGAAGGACCGGCGCAGGAUGACCCAGAGUCUUCAACUCGCCAGGACCAAAACAAUUGAUCCAAGGGGUGGCUCUCAGACCAUGGCGUGGUAUUUCUCUGUGAAAAACUCUUAACCAUUUGGGCUUUGGAAAGCCUUGUAAUAGGCUAGCUGAAACAAUGAUCUGUCAUGCCAUCGUGCAUGUUUGGCCUUAAAACUGUUGAUGAAAUACUUUAUGUGCCACUGAUGAGC